Messenger RNA from Ilex paraguariensis (yerba mate), 321 nucleotides. Lineage: Eukaryota; Viridiplantae; Streptophyta; Magnoliopsida; Aquifoliales; Aquifoliaceae. The record is from the annotation of a GenBank genome assembly.
AUGGGCAUUAUCUGGGAGGGGAUUAAUUGGGUUUGCGGGGAGAGAGGUGGGGAGCUUUGCGGUGGUUCUGGAGAAGCAACGGCGGCGUGGGAGGGAGUGGCAGCCGCAGAGGAUAAGGGAUUCAGCAAGGCUUUCUAUUUUUCUCCCAAAUCUUCUUUCUCCCUCCCUGCUCUCUCUUCGCUCUCACUCUCUUCUUUUCGUGUGUCGCUGCCCAGCCACCGCCAACAAAAGCAAGCAGUGACAACCAGUUGCCGGAGUAGAUUUGCGACAGGACAUGAAUCUACUUGGAAAGAAGAUUCACUGGAAAUUGCGAUUCUUUGA